UUAUGCUAUUUUCUUGCUACAGGUGUAGAAUGAAACAAUGGAGACAGGAUUUGCCACCGACUUCCGUUAUAAUUACUUUCCACAAUGAAGCACGGUCUACACUACUCAGAACCGUCGUCAGUGUAUUGAACAGAAGUCCGGAACAUCUGAUCAAGGAAAUCAUUCUCGUGGACGAUUUCAGCGAUCAUCCCGAGGACGGCGAGGAGCUGUCGCGGAUCCACAAGGUUCGCGUGAUCAGAAACGAGAAAAGAGAGGGAUUGAUGAGGUCGCGAGUUCGAGGUGCGGACGCGGCCACCGCGAAUGUGUUGACAUUUUUGGAUUCCCAUUGCGAAUGCAACGCCGACUGGCUCGAACCCCUUCUGGAAAGGGUGGCCGAGGACCCGACCAGGGUGGUCUGUCCCGUAAUCGACGUAAUCAGUAUGGACACUUUCCAAUAUAUCGGAGCCUCCGCCGAUCUCAGGGGUGGUUUUGAUUGGAGUCUCGUCUUCAAAUGGGAGUAUCUCAGCCAGAUAGAACGACAGGCGAGGCAAAAGGACCCGACGCAGGCCAUUAGGACCCCUAUGAUUGCCGGCGGAUUGUUUGUCAUCAACAAAGGGUAUUUUGAGAAACUCGGCAAAUACGAUACUCAGAUGGACGUUUGGGGCGGCGAGAAUCUAGAAAUAUCGUUCCGCGUGUGGCAAUGCGGUGGCAGCUUAGAGAUUAUUCCGUGCUCACGUGUCGGCCAUGUAUUCCGCAAACGUCAUCCUUACUCGUUCCCUGGAGGCAGCGGAAACGUGUUUGCCCGAAACACGAGGCGCGCCGCCGAAGUAUGGAUGGACGACUACAAGCAGUUCUACUAUAACGCCGUGCCGUUGGCACGAAACAUCCCUUACGGAAAUAUCCAAGACAGGAUGGAGCUAAAACGAAGGCUGCAUUGCAAGCCUUUCAGCUGGUAUCUGAAACACGUUUACCCCGAAUUAGUCAUACCUACGAGCGAGGGUGGACCCGGUGGUUCCUUGAAACAAGGCACAGCCUGUCUAGACAGCAUGGGUCAUCUUCUCGACGGAAACGUGGGUCUCUACCCUUGUCACAACACCGGCGGCAACCAGGAGUGGGGCCUCACCAAGGACGGCCUGAUCAAGCACCACGACCUCUGCCUGACCUUGCCGGUGUACGCCAAGGGCACGACGCUGCUGAUGCAGAUCUGCGACGGCAGCGAGAACCAGAAGUGGCGGCACUUGGAGGGCGGCCUGAUACGUCACACGAGAAUACCCGUGUGCGUGGACUCGCGGUAUCACGCGCAACGCGGUAUCACGGCCGAGAAGUGCGACUCGAACGCGGACACGCAAAGGUGGCAUCUCUACAAUCACAAUCACUAGCUGAUAUGGUUGCGGUGAACACCCAUCAUUCAACCGCAGGACUCUCAUUCGUCGUCGUCGCGCGACUCGAUCAUCGAGAUCAUUUUAAGCGAGGCGGACCGCAUCGGAGAGACGCUAUUACUUAAUUAGGGACUUUUGACUCUUGUCCGAUCGAUUUAGGGCGGAUCUUACUUAUCCUAGACCGUUGCGUCUUUGUAGCUUGUGGCUCUUCUCGUGAUCUCCCUACAUGGUUCGGAAGGAAGAGCCUAUCUUGUUUGCAAAUCGCGAAUGCCCGAUGCAGUUUGUCUCAUAAAGUUUAGACGAGAGUGUAUUUGGAUAAUUCUUCCCUCUCUGCGGGGAAUCGCUUAAUAAUGUUAUAAGAAAAUGAUAUAACGUAAGACGGGAUAAUUUCGCAGAAAAAAAGUGAAAAAUGUUUUAAGACUGCUUGGUGUAUAUGAUAUACAUACUAUAAUCAAUAUAAGCUUCGAUUUUAACCCCUUGAGUGUCAGGCAAAAAAAAAACGCAUGUGUGCGAAGGAUGCUAUCAAUGACAUUAAAUUUAGAAAUAUAAAAUAAGUCAUUUUUCCGGGGUUUUUUGUGGUGCCGAUCAGAAUCCAAGGUCGGAAUUCCAAAAUUCAAAAUGGCGGAUAAUAACUUCAAACAUUUUUUCAAUUCCCUGUAUUGCUAAUUAUCGGUUUAAUUUUAGAUUUUCAGUAUGAAAAAUGUUUUAUCUGAUACAUUGAAC
This is a messenger RNA of Nylanderia fulva, 2081 nucleotides long. Lineage: Eukaryota; Metazoa; Arthropoda; Insecta; Hymenoptera; Formicidae. The record is from RefSeq and is a predicted model, not a curated record.